UUACAUGACACACAUAGAGAUUUUCCAUUUUGUGCCGAACAUCGAGUGCCCCCCAAUUCAAAGUUACCAAAACUAAUGACUACUUUGUAUAAUAAAGAAAAAUACGUCAUACACUAUCGCAAUUUAAAACAGGCUCUCAAAAACGGUCUCGUACUAAAGAAAAUUCACAAAAUAUUAAAAUUUAACCAAUCUCGUUGGUUGAAAUGUUAUAUCGAUCAUAAUAAUAAAUUAAGAACCCAAGCAAAGACAAAAUUUGGUAUAAAUUUAUACAAAUUGUUUAAUAAUGCCGCUUACGGUAAAACAAUGGAAAACAUUCGCAAGCAUCGUAUUGUUAAAUUUGUUAAAGCGUGGGAUGGUCGCUACGGUGCGAAAAAUUUAAUUUCUAGUCCUAGAUUUCACAGUAGAACCAUACUUGAUAACAAUUUGUUGCUUAUAGAAUUAAAAAAAUCGGAACUUUGCUUUAAUAAGCCACUUUAUAUUGGAAUGUCCAUAUUGGAUUUGUCGAAAACGACCAUGUACGAGUUUCAUUAUAAUUACAUGCUUCCAAAUUUGGGUCCCGAAAAAUGUAAAAUUCAAUACAUGGAUACGGACAGUUUCAUUUAUAAUAUCAAAUGUUAUGACGCAUAUGAAAGCGUUAUUAAGGCCGAUUUAACAAAAUUUGACACGUCUGAUUAUCCUAAUGACAAUCCCUAUAAUAUACCGCAAAUCAACAAAAAGGUUUUGGGGUUGAUGAAGGAUGAGACUAAUGGCACCAUCAUUAGUCAUUAUGCUGGGUUAAGGUCGAAAAUGUAUACUUUCAAAAUUUUAACGGGUUCGGUAGUUAAAAAGUCAAAGGGUAUUCAGUACAAUAUUGUAAAAAAUAAAAUUUCAUUUGAUGACUACGUAGAAUGCUUAACAAAUUUUAGGGAAAAGUACGCCACUCAACGAACCAUUCGUUCAUACACUCACAAUGUAUUUAGCAUCGAACAAACAAAAGUUGCCUUGAGUCCUUUAGACGAUAAACGUUAUCUUUUGCCGAAUUCAUAUGAAACGCUUCCGUGGGGACAUUAUAAAGUGCCGUAAUUAUUUUUUAAUAUAUUUUUGUUACAGAUUAUGGUCAAGCAACUUACAUUAGAAAGCCUUUGUAUUAUAACAAUUUGCGAAAAUAUUAGGUGUAGUGCUGAUUUUUUGCUUGAGUCACCUUUGCCUUGGAAACUAACGAUACUAAUAUUUAAAUAUUAUUCGAAAUAUAGAUGGAGGUACCUUAAACAACUAGCGCUCCAGUCUGAUGGCAAUUCUUUAUUAAAUUUAGAAUUCAUUCUGUUGAAUAAGAGAUUUGGAUCGUCUUACAGAAAUAGCAUUUUGGCAACUCCAACCAUUGAUUUUGACGGAGAAUCCGCUUACUGUUUAUGGGUCAGUUAUUACAGGAUAAAAUAUUCGGAAAUUUUAGUUUACUUUUAUUGGAUCACUAUCAUUUACAGCUGGAUAUAAAUAAUUUGAAUGAUGUAUAUCACGAUAAACAAUUUUGGUGUCAAAGCUGCUUUGAAGAAGUUUUGUUCACUGUAGAAACUGAAGAUGAAUGUAAUUUAAUGCUUCACGAUGAGAGAAAAUAUGGAAAAAAGUUACGCUUUUCUGAUAGCACAUUGAACUAUUAAUACUGUGGUUUUAUUAUAACAUAUGUAACUGUAGAUAAGGCUUUUAUGUAUUGAUUGUAUGCCAUUGUAUUGCAACAAGAAUAAACAUGUAUAUAUUUAGACGCUAUUUUCUUUUUUACCACCACCACAACACCGCAUAAUAAUUACACAGAAGUUUGUAAUUGUAUAAUUUAUUUAUUAUAUACAUUAUUACUAUUUUACAAUUUCGUUAAAUGCUAAAUUAUUAAAUUGUUCUAGUUUUCUUUUGCACUCUUGAGCUUGCAUCCGCGCCACUUGCAAGUCUGUA
Cylas formicarius (sweet potato weevil) is the source of this 1920-nucleotide messenger RNA. RefSeq lists its product as uncharacterized. The transcript is spliced from 2 exons. The record is from RefSeq and is a predicted model, not a curated record. NCBI's taxonomy places the organism in Eukaryota, Metazoa, Arthropoda, Insecta, Coleoptera, Brentidae. The coding region runs from base 76 to 1062 and encodes 328 amino acids.